AUGCGUCAUUAUGGAUUCAAAAAAAAGAUUUUAUACGGAGGUUUUCUUCUAUUAACGUUCAUAAUUCUGCUACAUCCUGACAGAAAUGCUAUAGGAACAUAUGAAUUUAUUGAGAAAGAAGAAAUUUUAAGUAACCUACAACUAGAAACAGCUGAUAAUUUUUCUAGUACUGCCAUUGCCGACUGUGACUAUUACGACGUUAUUAACGAUGACACAAAUUUACCAGUAAGUAUUGUUGAUGUUGAUUUAAUCGAGGGUCACAGAAUUAAAGAUGGUGGGGAAUACGCACCAAUCGAGUGUAGACCUAAGUUCAGCACUGCAAUUAUUGUUCCGUACAGGGACAGAGCUGAGCAAUUGCGUGGCUUCUUGGUAUACAUGCAUAUGUUUCUUAGAAGACAACAUAUCCAUUACCGAAUCUAUGUUAUUGAACAAGUUGAUUCUCGUCCUUUUAACAAAGCCAAGUUGAUGAAUGUUGGGGCUAUAGCUGCUAUGAGAGCUGGAUAUCCUUGCCUCAUAUUGCAUGAUCUUGACUUGCUACCAUUGAGGCCAGCCAACUUGUAUGCUUGUACUAUAUUUCCACGACAUAUGUCUGCUAGCAUCAAUAAGUUUAGAUUUGUACUGCCAUAUCUCCAUAUGUUUAGUGGUGCCAUAUCAAUAGCCUCUAAGCAGUUCAAAGCAGUAAAUGGUAUGAGUAAUGAGUACUUUGGCUGGGGAGGUGAAGAUGAUGAAUUUUAUACCCGAUUAGAGUCUUGCAAUAUAAAAAUAACACGCUUUGAACCAAAAACUAGCCGCUAUUACAUGUUUUCUCAUUAUAAGCAAGGAAAAAGAAAUGUUGGGAGCACUUUUCUGAAUCGUCAUAAAAAGAGUAUGUUAAACGAUGGGUUGAACUCUUUGAAGUAUACUGAAGUGGCAACUGUUCUUCAUCCAUUAUUUACUCAUAUCAUAGUUGAUUUG
This is a messenger RNA of Brenthis ino (lesser marbled fritillary), 954 nucleotides long. NCBI's taxonomy places the organism in Eukaryota, Metazoa, Arthropoda, Insecta, Lepidoptera, Nymphalidae. The record is from the annotation of a GenBank genome assembly.